CUAAAGUAAUAUGUAAUCUGUGACUUGUGAGUGGAUUCCCGAUUCAGGGAUUUCUAAUUUCUUUUUAUUAACUCUUGUCUCUUAGUAUGUAAUGAAUCCAUGCUUUAUUAAUAGUGAUACAAUUUUUUUAAGAAUAGAGAUGUUUUGUUUCUGGAUUGUAGAUGGACAUAAAUAAAUUUAAUAUAUUUGUUGCUUAUAAGUUAAAAUAACAUUGGUAUAGAUUCGUUAAACAAUUCUGGGAAGUAUUAAGUCCUAUUAAAUUAUGACGGAUUGUGAAGAAGCGGUGAAACCAAAGAAAUUUCAAUGCGAGAUAGAAGGUUGUAGAGCUCAGUUCGACAGACCUAACAGGCUAUUAAAACAUCGACUAACACACUCAAAUAUUAAACCAUAUUCUUGUAUAGAAGACGGAUGUGGUAAAGCCUACACCAGCAAAAAUCACUUAGAAAGGCACAUAAAUACUGCUCACAGAUCUUACAAUGAUACUGAAAUGUACAGCUGUCCAACUUGCUUUAAACAAUAUAGCAAUCGCCAAAAUCUUAAAAGACACUAUAAAAUACAUCAUGUGGGUGGUGUGGAAAAGCUCUCAUGUGAAAUUUGUCAUAUUAGUUUUAAGCGUAACCACCAGCUAAGGACACAUAUGUAUAGACAUACAGGAGUAAAAGACUUUAGUUGUCCAAUGUGCCCAAAACAAUUUAUAAGUAUGACGGAGCAGAAAAAACACAUCAGAAAUCAUAAAGAAUUUACAUGUGAACAUUGUUAUCAAAAAUUUACACGGUGGCUUGAUUUGGUACAACAUAGGCAGACAAGUCAUCAAUCAGAAGAAUAUAUUUGUGAUCACUGUGGGAAAAUUUUUAAGCAAAGACAACACAUUAUUCGUCAUUUAAAGAUACAACAUUACACCAGAGAAGUGUCACUUUUCAUAUGUCCAUAUGAAAAUUGUUCCAGGAACUACUCAAGAAACAGUAAUUUGAAGCAGCACAUAUUAGUUAAACAUCAGGGUUUGACUUUUAACUGCCAUUUAUGUGAAGCAAAAUUAUCAACAAAGGCAAAAUUAAAAGAGCAUAUUAUGAGACACAGUCGUCCCACGCCUUAUAAACCCCCAAAGACAUUGUUAACAGGCCGAAAAAAGAGGAAAGAUGCCUACAUACCUAGAUCCAAUACAGCCCUCAAGUUAGCUGGACUGCCAUGUCCUAUUCUGGAGAAUCCAGCAUUACCAGAUGUAUAUGUAGAAAGAGAAGAAAAUGCCAGUGUUAAUCAACUAUUGAGUGUUGGAAUGUAAAAAGAAAUCACUGUUAGCUCAGAACAAAUACAAUAUACAUUGUUUUACCAACAAUUACAGCUUGUAAUACAAUUUACGUAGUUUAAGUCCAAGAGAGUACAACCAAGUUUAUUUUAAUUUGCUGCUGGUACAUAGUGAUUUUUAUGUACAAAUUAUAUGACAAAUAAACUA
This is a messenger RNA of Pieris napi, 1450 nucleotides long. Its product is annotated as gastrula zinc finger protein XlCGF17.1-like. Bases 263 to 1279 code for a protein of 338 amino acids. NCBI's taxonomy places the organism in Eukaryota, Metazoa, Arthropoda, Insecta, Lepidoptera, Pieridae. The transcript has 7 exons. The record is from RefSeq and is a predicted model, not a curated record.